Molecule: messenger RNA, 1242 nt
Organism: Wickerhamiella sorbophila
Lineage: Eukaryota; Fungi; Ascomycota; Dipodascomycetes; Dipodascales; Trichomonascaceae
Product: mRNA decay factor CTH1
Exons: 1
Coding region: 1-1242 (413 amino acids)
Molecular function (GO): mRNA binding; metal ion binding
Source: RefSeq, a predicted model, not a curated record
AUGGCUACCGCUUCGCAUGGACACAUACCCGAUCUGUCUGCAACACUUAACGAAAGUCGUUCUUGCGCUCCGCUGAGUGACUUGUGGAAUCUUCCUCAAAGUAAGCUCUUCCCCGCCCAGAGCGCCCCGGUUUCGGGAACUUCGUCAGUGGCCCCGUCGGCCCCGGGCUCUGUGCCGGCAACUCCUCCUGCCACUGCCGCCUCGGCGUCUGGUCCCCAGGUUUCGAAUUACUUUGGCUCGUUGUGGGCUCCGGCUCCCCAGGCAGGUACCCCUGCGGCACCCCCGACCACAGUUGCCCCCACGGGGGCGGCCACCGCUGCCGCUUCGGGGCCCGCUGCACCUGGCGUCCCCAACGUCGGCCUGAUGGCUCCUGGCGCAGCGCCAAAAGGCAGCUUGCUAUCUCCUGCUUAUCGUGCUGGUGUCACCAGGGGAAUUUGGGGCCCCCGUGACGACGGCUUCGGCUACCGUCAGACCCCCACAGGUGCGGCUGCCCCCGCAGCUGUCGCUUCUCCCCAGCCUGCUAUCCCUGGCGGUCUAUCGACCGGACCCUCGUUGAUCCCCGGUCAGGCACCGCCUCAGCCCGGCUACGUUCAUGGCCCCGCCAACCGUAACUAUCUUGGUGGCUGGCUCGACGCUUCGUCCUCCGCCGCUGCCCACUCCCCUCCACCCGCUGGUGCUUCGUCGGCUGCUCCUACUGGCUUGGCACUAGGUGGAAUGAACCACGUGGUUCCCCCAGUUGGCGCAGUAGGCUCCUCCGUCGUUGCUCCGGUCGGAAGCCCCAUCAACGCCACAGGCCCUUCUUCCAGCGGCCUGCCAACCACCCCAUCAAGGUUCUCCACCCCCACUGGCUCUAAGCCUUUGGCGGUCGGCGUGCACACCCCUCCGCACGCCUCUGCUGGCUCUGGCCACGCUCCUGUUGGCUCGUCUGCGUCGUCGACCUCGUCAACUUCUUCCAACUCGUCUACGGGCCCCGGAAUCAGCAGACCCCCGAAAAAGUCCGGUCGUCCCAGCACCAACACUGAGCUUUAUAAAACAGAGCUAUGUGCAUCCUACAUGAGCACGGGCGGCAACUGCCCCUACGGUGAAAAAUGCCAGUUUGCCCACGGCACCCAGGAACUCAAGACCGUCGACCGCCCUCCCAAGUGGCGGUCCAAGCCUUGCCAGAACUGGGUCAAGACUGGUUCCUGCUCUUACAAUGAGCGCUGCUGCUUCCGCCAUGAUGUGCCCGUGUGUCCUCAGUGA